This is a messenger RNA of Tetranychus urticae (two-spotted spider mite), 1002 nucleotides long. RefSeq names its product glutathione S-transferase Mu 1. Lineage: Eukaryota; Metazoa; Arthropoda; Arachnida; Trombidiformes; Tetranychidae. Gene Ontology annotation, biological process: glutathione metabolic process. The record is from RefSeq and is a predicted model, not a curated record. Gene Ontology annotation, molecular function: glutathione transferase activity.
UCCAAUGGUUUACUGAUAAAAUAAGAAACUGUCUAACCGAUUUGCUCUUCAUUUGUAUCAUUGACUUUUUUUAGUAAAUUGUUGGCCUUAAUUAUGAAUCCAGUGAUUGGUUAUUGGACAUAUCGUGGCAAUGUUGAGCCCAUCUUGUUGUUACUCAAACAAGCUGACCAACCCCUCCAAAUGAAAACCUACAAACAGGGAGUUGGACGAGAUUAUCUUGGUAUUGAAUGGCCAACUGAUAAGAAACAGUUGAACUUGUUUUAUCCCAACUUGCCUUAUAUCGUUGAUGGAGACAUUAAGAUAAGUCAGACUUUGGCUAUUCUCCGUUAUCUGGCUCGUAAACAUGAUUUAGGACCAAGAAAUGAACUGGAAACAAUCCGAUCCGAUAUUGCUGAACAAGGUGCCUUUGAAAUGAUGUGUUCAUUAUGGUCAGCUUGGUACGUUGAGACUAACCAAGAAUAUGAGAAUCGUCGACCUGGUUUGGAGUCUUAUUUGGUUGAGAAGUUGGUUCACACCGAGGACGUUCUUGAUUCCAACAAAUUCAUCCUCGGUGAUCGAGUUACUUACGUUGACUUUUUACUCUACUCAACACUCGACUACAUCAGACUGUAUAAAGCUUCCUUGCUGGAUUCCCAUGAAAACCUGAGAAAAUUUCUUGACCGAAUUGAAGCUUUGCCCAAAAUUAAACCCUAUUUCGACGAUGAAAAUUUCACUCGAUUCCCAAUCAUUGGAUCGCGAGCCAAGUUUGGUCAUUACAAACCAGUUGUUUAAUUGGUAAAACCUUAAAAUCUAUACAAAAUAUCCAUUCUCUGUUAAUUAAUGUUAAUUAUCAAAUAUAAUGUUGUUUAAAAAACGUACAUGCAAUGGUUAAUAAACAGUUAAUGAAAUCAAUGGGAUCGAUCCAAAAUUAACAGUUUCGUAACCAAAAUGUAUGAAAGUCGAGGAAAAACGUGAAAAAAUUAUCAUUAUAUUAAUAAAGGUAGUUUACUGAAUUUAGAACAA